This is a messenger RNA of Drosophila innubila, 11484 nucleotides long. RefSeq lists its product as uncharacterized. The transcript has 25 exons. The record is from RefSeq and is a predicted model, not a curated record. Lineage: Eukaryota; Metazoa; Arthropoda; Insecta; Diptera; Drosophilidae. Bases 476 to 11188 code for a protein of 3570 amino acids.
CGUUUCAGUUCUUCAAAUUGUUUUCAGUCUUGUUCGAAGUUCGCGUCGUUCGGUUGUUGGCAACGCGGCGUGUGCGCGUUAUUUUUUCUCUCUCUCUCUCUGUCUCACACACGUUUUUAUUCAAAAUAAAAAUAUACAGCAAAUCAAAUAAAUAUGUGCGAAUAAUGUAAAUUUUGGCAUAGAAAUAGCUUAAAAACCAUAAACAACAAAUAAAAGAAAUGCACCACGACUGAGAGAAGAGAGAAUACAAGCGAAAUACAACGAAAAAAAAUUAAAUAAACACAAAAUAAAAAACAAAAGAAAACUAAACGGAAAAGAUUAAACGACGCCCACACAAAACAUACAAAACUACACGUAGCCGCUAAGCCGACAACAACCACAACAACAGCAACAGCAACAACAGCAACAACACUCAACUACACUCCACUGACAACAACAACAACAACAACAACAACGACACUUGGCUGUGGCAAACAUGGAACGUCGCCAAACGUUAGACUCAUCGAUGUCUUCACUUUACUCGGCCAGCUCCUCGAAUCGCCAACAUCAGCUACAGCCUCUGCCUCAGUCGGCUUCGCAGUCGCACUUGGCGUCGCAGUCGCAGUCACAGUCACAACUAGACGCCUUCAAUUAUUCAGCAACAAUGUCAUCAUCAUCACCAACUCCGAGUCAGGCAACUAACUCCAACUCCAAUUCCAACUUGAAUUCAUCCUCACUCCGUGCCACAACCAUCGGCACUGUUGUUGUCCGUUGUGGUCCCAUACAACUGGUGAUAGCACUUUUGCAAAGUCCCGAAAAGAUUUACAUUAAAGUUGUCGAAUUGGAACCAAAGAUUACAGCAUUGGGUGACAAUUUUGAUGAAUCACUGGAAAUGCAAAGGGAACACGAUGAAACACUGCGCAAUCUACAGAACCUGCCUGGUCCCAUGGAUGAAUUCGUGCAAAAGGCCGACAAAUUGUUGGCCAGCAAAAGAAUCAGCUCCGAGUUGGUAAAUGCGAUGGCAGAUACCUUAAAUAUCAUCUGGCAGGAUAUAUUGAAUCUGCUGCAGGAUCGACAACAUAUUCUGCAUUUGUGUACACAAUUUCACGACAAGAUGACGCAGUGUUUCCGAAGAAUGGAUCAAUUGGAAUUGGCCUGCAGUGAAUCCAUGUUGCCCACAGAAGUCGCUGGAGUUCAGGAGUUUCUCAAUAAAUUCAAACAAUUGAGAAUUGAUAUGUUAACUGGAGUUAUGGCGGCUUUAAAGGAUGGCAACGAGCUGUUGUCCCAGCUGCAGGAGCUGGAGAAAUUGGAGACACUGGACACGCGACCGGAGCACAUUAAAAGAGAUGCCACACGAGCGGUGCACCAGGUGCAACAAUGGCUGGAGGCAUUGCACGACCGUCGCAAUACCCUGGAAUUAUGCUGGCAGACGCGCAAAACGCAACUGGAACAGUGUCUGGCAUUGAAGCUGCUCGGACGCGAGCUCAUCGAUCUGGAGGCGUCUCUGCAGCUGGCGAGGCACGAACUCAACUCCAUGUACAGUCUGGGAGAGUGCGAGCACUCGGCGAAUCAGACUCUCCUCAAGUACCGCGAGUGGAAGCAACAGGCUUUAAUCCUAAGAGAUCGCGCCUUGAAGAUCACCCGAGCCAAGGAGAAAGUGCAGGCUUCCGGUCACUUUGCCGGAGAAGAAGCUUGUGCUCGUGCCUACGCCGUAUUGAGUGGUUGCACGGAGCACCUGGAUUUGGUGGAUCAGCGGGAGCAUUGGCUACAGCAGUCAAGGGACUUCUUUGCCAAGGCGGAGCAUACUCUGAGUGUCCUAGAGAAACUCGAAUUGGAGCUGGCCAGCGUCAAAUUGCCGCCCAAUUCUCCGGAGAGUUAUGCCAUGUUCGCCAAAGUCUCUCGGGAUGUGCGCAAUUUUACGGAGGAGCCACUUCGUUUGGGUUAUAGCAUCUUGGAUGAAGUUGGACGCACUCAACCGGAGACUCAGGGCAUUAAGCGAGUGCUCGACGAGCUGGAGAAUCGCAAGGCCUACAUCGAGAACAUCUGUGCGAACAGCAGCGAGGAUCACGAACGUGUCCAGCGUGCUCUCUCCGAGUUCCUCUCUCAGCACAAUGAGCUCCUCGCCUGGUUGCGUGCCUCGGGACAACUGCAACUGCAACAGAGCAUCAACAUGGGUCGCAAUCUGCCGCAGGCCAAACAGUUUCUACUCCAACAUCACGAACUCAUGCAGGAUCUGGAGAUCAAAGGCGAGCUCAUUAAUCUGCUAUUGGAAUCCAUCAAACAACAUCUGGAGUCUCUCAGUCCACAACAACGCUACGAUGUGGACUCCAAGGCGGAGUCACUGCACAAACAUUGGAUCGAGCUUAAGGAUUUGGUGUUGAAACGAGUCGAUUAUGUCUCUUUGCUCAUCGAGUUCUUUGAGCAGGCAAACGAGCUCUCUAGUCAACUGGAUCAUCUGCAGCGACAACUGCAACAAACUCCAGACGAGCACAAGUUGCAGUUCCUGAAGGCCACUUGGGCCAACAUUGCCGCCAGUUAUGGGGAGCUUAAGUCAUCUGGAAUGAGAUUCAUCAGCUUGAAAAUUGUGGAUCCAUAUCUCGAGACGAAAUCCUCAGUGCAGGCAGUGGAAGAGACUUUGAACAGCUUCAGUAAGCGACAGAUCGACGUGACGAGCAGUUUGGAAAACUGGACAACGAAUAUACAGGAAAAGCGACAAGUCGAGUAUCUACUUGAAAAAGUCAUGAGUGAUAACGAGGAGACUGUGGCCAAGAGCACACAGGUGGAUACUCAGCUGUAUCCCGUGUUUAGCACUUCCAGUCUGGACUCAAAGCAAUUGUUGUCGAGCACACGGGAAAAGCUGUCCUUUGUCAGCCAGGAUAUUGAACGUGCUCAGGAGGAGAUACAGCAACGCAUACAGACCACUUUAGGCAUACAGACAAAGGAUCAGCAAUCAUUGUCCAAGAUCGAGCAGGUGAUCAACAACUUGAGAAUGUUAAAGGCGAAAUUAGAUGGAAUCAAAUACGAUUAUCGCACCUUGUUGGAGAGUGUACUGCAAUUCCUAGAGAACAUUGUGCAGUUGCGUACAGAGAUCGAUGCAUAUUUUGCAAGAUCGGGAUCUACAACGGGAUCUACAACUGUGGAACGCAACAUUGCCGAGCAUGAGAAAUUCCGCGAUCAGUGUAUGGAUAAAUUUAGAUCGUUAAUCACACAAUCCGAACUGUUGAUCGAUCGUGUGCGAGUUUUGGAACCGCCGGGUGCUCGCGAAAUCGACACUGAUCGCAUUUUAAAGUUGUUGGAGAAUCUGCGCAUUCACUUCGAGUCGAACAGCAGAGAGAGAAUGUCGUCGCUGGAGCGUCUCGAGAAGAUCGAACAAUUCCGCAACGAUCUCGAUGACAUCGAUCGCAGUCUGGAUAGCGUCAGCAAACAAUUGCACGAUAUUAAUGGGCAGAGUGUCGAUAGUCUGGCUGCUGCGAAGACCACAUCGUUGGCAUUCGAGUAUUUUGAACGUACCAUAGAGGUGAUGUUCAAUGCCCAAAUUGAUGCAGAGUACCGCGAGAUAAGCUACUUCUACAGUAGCGUCUCCAACAAGGUGCCCUAUUUAAGGGAUCCCGUCGAGGCCUCCAAUCUGGUCAAUGACAUUGAAAAGUAUGUGACCAGUCGCGAAUCGGCGCUGCGUGCCAAGUUGGACAGUGCCUCCCAGUGUGCCCAUGACAUGAGCAAGGUGUCCACUCUCUACAACGAUGUGAUGAACAUUUUCCAAUCGUUUAUCAAGCUGAAGAUGGACAUCAAUAUCGUUAUCGAGCGCCUCAAGCAGGAGCAGCGACAGCGGGAGCAACAGGAGAGAGAGGCACGCGAUCAGGCGGAGAGAGAUCAGGCACUGAGAGAGGCAGAGGCCAGGGAGAGAAUGGCCAGAGAGGAGCAGUCCAGAUUGGAGGCACAACGUCAACAGGCGGCCAUUGAGCAGGCACAACGGGAACUGGCAGCCCGACAGCUUUCCCUGAGGGAACAAGCGGUGCGGGAAGAGGAAGCACGACUGCAGGCAGCCAGGGAACAGGCGGCCAGGGAACAGUUCGCUCGGGAACAGGCUGCGCGGGAGGAGGAACAACGCAUACAAACUUUAAGGGACAUUGCCAAGCGGGAGGAAGAGCUGCGACUGCAAAUGUUGAGAGAGGAGGAGACGCGAUUGCACAAUAAGCGAGAGGAGGAGAUCCGAAUGAAGCGAGAGGAGGAAAUCAGAGUCAAGCGUGAGGAGGAAAGCAGACAGAAGCGAGAGGAGGAAGCUCGCAUCCAAAGAGAGGAGAUUUCACGACUGCAGACACUACGGGAUCAGGUGGAUCAACAGCGCAUUGUCACGGAGAACAUACGCAAGGACAUUCAGGUGAAUCAGAUCUUCACCGAGCUGCGUUAUGCCUCUCCCCUCUUUGUGCGUCCCCUCAAAGACGCCUUGACCCGCGAGGGAGAUCGCUUUGUAUUCGAAUGCGAGGUUACAGGCACUCCGGAACCCAGUGUGGAGUGGUUCAAGGAUGGCAUCAGCAUCCAGAGCAAUGCCGACUACAAGACCAGCUUCGACAAGGGCAUCUGUCGUCUGGUCAUCGAGGAAACCUUCGCUGCCGACAGCGCCCGAUUCAGUUGUCGUGCCUCCAAUUUGGUGGGAACGUGCGACACAAAUGCCACACUGACAGUCCGCGAAAAUGCCGCCGAGUUGCAACUUGUGGCGCCGCGAAUUGUGCGUUUCCUGGAGAGCGGCAAGGCCACUGAAGGUACCUCCUUUCAGUUCUCCUGCGUAGUCAGUGGUGUUCCUCUACCCACUGUGCAGUGGUUCAAAAACGACAAAUGCAUCGAUGACUCGCAGGAUUAUGUCAUCAGCUAUAAUAAUGGAGAGGCCAACUUGAGAUUCGAUGAAGUCUUCCUCGAGGAUGACGCCGUCUACACUGUCAGUGCCUCAAAUCCCGCUGGCAUUGAACACUGUUCAGCCAGUCUCAUUGUGGAACCCCUGGAACCCACUGAGCUGCCCUGUUUUAAGAUGCCACUACAGAAUGCCAUGGCUCGUGUUGGUCAGAAGAUCAAACUGGAAGCUCUGGUCACUGGCAUUCCCAGGCCCGAAAUCUACUGGCUUCACAAUGGAAAACCCUUCCAGCCACGCGACUUAAAAUACGAAAACGGACGCGUUACGUUAAUAAUCGCACAGGCGUAUCCAAACGACGCCGGAUCCUACGUGUUGAGUGCCAAGAAUUUAGCUGGCGAGGCGUACAGCAGUUGCAAUAUCAUUGUCAAGGGUCGUCUGCCAAACGAGACGUCCGAUUCGGAGAUGGCCAGCGAUAUUGAGCCGAUUCGACCGGCUGUCCAUAUGCCCCUCAAGGAUGUCUCCAUGUUCGAGGGUAAGCCCGUCCGAUUGGACUGUGUGAUUGUGGGUCAACCGGAACCGGAGGUCAUUUGGUAUCACAAUGAGCGACCUGUCAAGGAAUCUGCGGAUGUUCAGCUGCUAUUUCAGGGCGAUCGCUGUUCGCUUUUCAUACAGGAAGUGUACCAGGAGGAUGCGGGAAAUUACAAAGUGGUUGCCAUUAAUUCGGCUGGGGAAACGUCGAGCAGCUGUGAGCUGAAGGUGACACCACUCAACAUGGCCGAGCCGGCGACCCGAGCACAAGUCGAGCGACAAUCUCUGCCAAAGGAGACGCAGCCGAAGUUUGAGAGAUUACUCUCGGAUGUACUGGCUGAUGAGGGGGAACAGGUGGUUCUAGAGGUGCAGGCGAGUGGCGAUCAACCACUAAGAGCACAGUGGUAUCUGACCAACAAGGAACUGCAACUGAACGAGCGGGUGAUCACACAAUCCAAUCCCGAAAAGGGGAACUUUAAACUGAUCCUCAACAAUGUGGAGGCCAAUGACAAAGGUGUUUACACUGUCAAAGUCUCAAAUAAUGCUGGAGAUGCCAAGUGUUUCUCCCAUCUGAUUGUCAAGUCGGUAAAUAUGCCGGAGAAUCGUCGGGAGAGUCAAUCCUCUAUAGAGAUCGUGGAGCGUCAUGUCUGUCCCGAGUUCAAGGAACUUUUCAGUGAUAAACAGGCACAGAUCGACGAUGUUGUCAAGUUCGAGUGCAUUGUGAUUGGCAAACCGAUGCCCAAGAUACAUUGGUAUUUCAAUGAUCAGCCUGUGCAUGGACACAAUUUCCUCGUCUCGACGAGCGGAGAUCGUCAAGUUCUUACUAUACAGAAAUUAACCCAUGAUGCCGUUGGCAAGAUCAGUUGUGUGGCUGAAAACGAAGCUGGCAAAGCGACCUGUGUUGCUUUUCUCAACAUUAUUGGCAGCGGUCCUCCGGCCUCAAGUGAUCUUCAGACCAUGACCCAGGAACACAAUACGGAAUCCUCUCGUGUCACGAUCAAGAAACAAACAUUUACCACAACCUCAACAUCGCAGGUGAAUUCCUAUGAGGGAAAUGUGCCACAGACCGAAGUGCAUCAUUCCUCAGCCCACAUCGAUCAGUCCCUAAAACAAUUCGGACAACAAAGACCCGAGAUCGUCGAGAGUCAUCAUUAUCAGGAGCUGAACAAGAGCAAGGAGAUGAGUAGUCCGAGUCUACAGCAGAAAUCCUUUACUCUCGUCCAGUCCUCCAAUGGAGUUUCGCCACUGCCCGAUUCUCCCACACGUCUGCGAAAGGAGAUCGCACCACGUUUCACCACACCCCUGAGUGGAAAAAUUGUGGAUCAGGGCGCAAAUGUGAGCAUGGAGGCCAUUUAUGAUGGUUAUCCCUCGCCCGAGAUCAAGGUGGAAAAGAAUGGCGAUCAGUUGUUCGAUAAUGCCCAUACCAAGAUCUCCAACAAGUGCAAUCGUGUUACCAUCGAACUUAAGGAAGUGGGCGUGGCAGAUGCGGGGCGUUAUGCGGUAACCGCCUCCAAUACAGUGGGUCAAUCCACAAGCACCGCCGAUUUGGUCGUCAAAAAGACCAUCUUUCCGCCAGUCUUCGGUCGUCGUUUGCAGGCGCAGGUUAGCAAAAAGGGUGAGAAAUUGAUCAUGGAAGUGGAGGUGACAGGAUUGCCGGAGCCAACAGUUACCUGGCUCAAGGACGAUCAACCCAUCAAGGAUGCCGGACUCUCCGAGCAUCGUCUGCUUGCCCAGGGCAACUGUUACAGGCUGAUCAUUGAGAGAGCGCAAAUCUCUGACUCUGGCAAGUAUAUGGUGAGGGCAACAAAUGCCGGAGGUGAGGCGAAGAGUAUUGCGGACUGUGCGAUAUUGGAACCAUCGCCGGAACGGAUGCAGGAGGUGGUCAAGACGAUCGUCUAUGAGGCACCAGCCACCAGUGAAUUCAAAACUGAAAACCACUUCAAUCGAGAGCCACAGUCGUAUCAGAGAAAUCAAAGCGAUGCAACCACUGAGAAUGAUAUGCAUGGUCUCUCCGAGUCGAAAGUAACCACUGAGCAUCGUUGCACCACCGAGGCAACAAUGCGUCUAGAACACAAAUCGACCUAUCUCGAUCUGCCCGAUGAGCUGACACCACAGCGACCAAAGACACCCACAACCACAACCACUAGCACCACAACAACCACAACAACCACCAAUAACAAUAACAAUAACACUGCCAGCAUGGAUCAAAUCGAUACACAAACUUCCAGUUUUAGAGCAACACAACAAAUCCCACCACCAGUGCCACCCAAACCCUGUACGCCCAUUGUGGCCACGCCCUUUGGCCAACCACUCUCCGAGCAACCACUGCAAAUGGAAACGCGUUACGAGAUCAGCAAAAACGAACAUAAAUCGAGCUCAUCCUUUGAGUAUUUCAAGAAAAUGGAUGAGAAUACGGUCACCCAAAGACCUAAACCACUUGCCCAGAAGCCCCUAGAGACGGUGGUGCGUCAGCCACAGGCUCAAACACUUGCCGAGGAGCUGAGGAGCUUAAAUCUGAUACCCGGAGCACCACCAGAAUUUUGUUAUACACCAAAAACGGAGCAACAAACACCCAAAAAGCCUUUAAUACAGGAUAAAAUAAAAAUAUUGGAGGAAGUGCAGCCAAAGGAGACACCACCACAGGGUGGUGUGCCCGUCUUUCCACCACCUUUGAAUCUACAGAGUGUGCAGCAUGAAACCACCAUGACCAAGGAAGUCAAAGUGGAAUAUGGUCACCCUAUUUUGCGUCCUGCGGCGAUUUUGGCCACUCCGGCACAACAAAACACACGUUCGCCCUCGCCCAAGCCCUCGGCGGAGGGCGUGGCCAUGUCCAAGCUGUGGACACCGAGUGGUGUCGCUGUUGUCGGUGGUUCAAGUGGUGCAGAUCCGGAACCGCCAACGAUCCUCAACAAAUUGUCAACUCCGACGCCGACAAAGGAAUUGAAUGCGCCCUUUUUGGUGCAACAGGUGGCUAAAACAAUAGCAACACCCACUGUACCACCCACUGUUACCCACCGUGUCAACAUUGAACUAGAGCCUGGCGAACCACCAGAGAUUUGUUUUGCUCCCAAAGUGCAAGAAGUGCGACGUCCAUCUUUAGUUGAGAGCAUGGAACAGAAAUUGGAACAGAAUCUAAUACAGGGUCCCAGUAAAGUGUUGCCCCACUCGGUGCCCACUUUGACACCACCGCCACCCAGAUCGAAUGGCGCCAUCUAUCGGCCACCGCCGCCUGUGUUGCCCACACGAAAUCUUCUGGGUGCCUCCUAUGAAAGCGAUUACGAAAGCGAUCGUUACAAAUACAGUGGCAGCGAAUCCGAUGAGCCACGUGCACGACAGCAACAACCACAGCAACAACAACAGCAACAACAACAGCAACAACAACAACCACAGCAGAGUUCAAGCUUCUUCAAGUCCAGUGGUUAUGCUGCCGACACGGAGGAGCACUCCAGUUAUCGCAAAUCCGAGUCGAGUUUCUAUGAGACAAAGUCUUCUUCUUCCACCACAACUGCACCACCAACGAAGCUACAACCUGAGCCACCAGCUCAGCUUUACUUUACACCACAGCCACCACAGCAAUCUCAGCAAUCUCAACAAUCUCAGACGAGUUACAGUCAGGAGGCGAAGAAUUACAAGUACAGCUCGAGUAUGCAACAAAGUAGCAGCAGUUCGAUGCAGCACGAGACCAAGUACUCCUCGACUGCCACGCCCCUAAUUACGCCCAGUCCCGUGCCGGCACAGCGUAAAACGCCCGCCGGUGAAUUCAGCGAUUACAGCAGUGAAAUUGAUGAGCGUUUCCGUUCCGUUUCCCGUGCCAAUGAAUCCGAUGCCGAGAUCAAAGGUUAUCGUGUGGUUUUCCCACCAACUCCAACACCGAGAACCAAUGUUGCCAAUGGUCACAAAUCUCCAGUGGUUGUGGUUACUCCAUCUCCCAUGGAAUUUGAGCCAACUCCAGCCGAAAUCGGCAGCUAUUCGAGACCCAAGUUCGAGCCAAUUGGCAGGGAAAUUCGCCAUGAGAUUCGCACGGAAAGCAGCUUCAAGAAAAGUCAGCAACAACAACAACAGCAGCAACAACAACAACAACAUGUCUUCAAGCCAAAGCCUGUGGCAGCCAAGUUUAUAGCCGCCACACAACAGCAACAGCAACAACCACUGCCCAGCUCGCGACCCACCAUGUACUACAAUGCGGUGGCAGGUGCACCACUGCACCACACCGCAAAGGUUGCACACGAGACCAAGAACGUGAUGCAGAUGCACGAGUCCACAGAGAGUUCGCAGCGCGUUGUCAACAUGCAACAGACGAAGCGCGUCAUUCACUUCGAUAACAAUAGUUCAACAGAAUAUCGCACGCCCUCGCAGCUGCCACCGCCGCCGGCCACGCCCACCAAGUUCAUACCGGGCGAGUGUCGGGAGAGCGACUACGAGAGUGAGGUAGAAGGGGCACGCAUACAGCCGCUAUGGUCACCCUACGGCGAUGGCCUGACAAAGGGUUAUCGCCGUGUGGCGCCUCCACAAACAGGAGGAAGAUCCUGCAGCUUGCCCCGCACCUACGAACGUGUGCUUUCCCCCAUGGAGUUCGAUCGUGGUCCCGAAAUGCCCAGUAAAAUUCAUGUGGACAUUAAUACAUUGAGAAAGGAGCAACGUGGAGGCAGCACGGUCACCAUACAAAAUCGCACACAGUCUUUAAAUCGCAACAGCAGCAUGAGGCAGCAACAACAACAACAGCAACAACAACAACAACAACCACACUACGGUCAAGAUCAGCUCGACAAUCAACAGCGAGGCGGAACUUUGCCACGUUACGGCUACAGUUCCCUACAGCAUCAGGCGGAGGGACAGGGCAAGCGAAUGAACUCGACUUUUCUGCAAAAGUCGCAUCAAUUCAUCGAUGAAAUCAGCAGGGAUGUGCAGAACUCGUCAGGAUUACGUCCCGGCUUCAAACGCGCUCCCAGCGAGGGCAGCAAUCAACCGCAGGCUUACAGGGAUGAAUCUCGAGUCUCUCAAUAUGGCACCAAAUGCGUCGAUCCCAAUACCGGUUUAAUCUAUUUCAAAUAUGACUUUGGCUAUGAGUUUGGCAUACUGUUUCCGGGCGAGGGUCACAGGUUUGUGAGCAGCCAGUGGAACAGUCAAGGAAAUAGCAACAACAACAACUCCAUCAACAACAACAACAAGUACAUCAAUAUUAAUAAAAAUGGACGACACUCGCCAUAUCCAUUGAAACUUGCCGCUGGCAAUGAGCUCGUGAUUCCGGUGCAACAUGAACGCACUACCGGCUACAGUUCCGACAGCAGCUUUGCACCGUCUUUGAAUCGCGCCAAGCCAAGGUCAGCCCAAGGUCAGGCUCAAGGUCAACGCUUUGCACACAAGCGCUAUAGUCUGCCGAGCAGUCACAGCCUCGACAUUCACCUCGAUCGUCUGCACGCUCAGGCGCCUCGUCUGCCACCCGAGCAAUUGGUGCGCACAGUGCCGGAAUUGCCCAAUACGGAGCCCGUCAAUGCCCAUUUGAACCGCGAUGAACAGGCACAAAGGCCGCCAUUAUUCAUAACGCCCCUGAAAGAUAUAGCGGUGGGCGUGGGCGGCACGGCGAGAUUCGAGUGCAUUGUGCAGGCGCAUCCGCAGCCGCAGGUCAACUGGACCCACAAUGGCCACCAUUUGGAGCUGGGCAGUCCGGCGGGUCAUCUCAUUGAGUACCGGAAUGGCGUGUGCCGUCUCACAUUGCCUCAGGCGUAUCCGGACGACAAUGGCAGCUACGUUUGCACCGCCAUGAAUCCACUCGGUGCAGCCAGCACAACCGGAAAUUUGAACGUUUCGAGCACAAAUCGUGGAUUUAGAUAUUAAGCAUACAUAUUUACAUACAUUUUAAUUCAAUAUUUAUUUAUUUUUAUGAUUUGUUCAUGCCAAAGUUUUAAAUCUUUAAUUCUUCUCUCUGUGUGUGUGCGUGUCUCUAAUUCAGUUUUAUAAAAAAGAAAGUUUCGUUUUAAAUUCUCUCUACGUGUUGCGCAUCCUCUGAUCCUGCGAUCGCAAGGAUCAUUAACUAGCCGCAAUCUCCGACUACGUGCAGAAUGAGGGACUAUAGUAUUACUUGUGUUUUAUUGUCGAAAAAGCAAAAUAAAUAAAUACGAAAACGUGUCAAA